This is a messenger RNA of Procambarus clarkii (red swamp crayfish), 3606 nucleotides long. RefSeq names its product Monopolar spindle 1 (gene Mps1). NCBI's taxonomy places the organism in Eukaryota, Metazoa, Arthropoda, Malacostraca, Decapoda, Cambaridae. Gene Ontology annotation, molecular function: protein serine/threonine kinase activity; ATP binding; protein serine/threonine/tyrosine kinase activity. Gene Ontology annotation, biological process: meiotic spindle assembly checkpoint signaling; mitotic spindle assembly checkpoint signaling; peptidyl-serine phosphorylation. Gene Ontology annotation, cellular component: kinetochore; nucleus. The record is from RefSeq and is a predicted model, not a curated record.
AUUGGUAUAGGUGUGAGACACAAUGGAAGAUGAUGAUUGGGAUGAUGGACAUUCGGUAGAGGACAUCAUCUCGACAGUCAUGAAAACCAAGAGGAACUUUUGCAAAGUAAAGUUGGCUUUGCCACCUCGUCCUAACCAGAAACCCAAGAAUCUGAAGGAAGAAGAUUCACCAGAGCACAGUGUACCACAGGUGAAAACAGAAGAGCUGAAGUCCAGCCUCCUCCAGGGUGCAUGGGGAAGCAGCAGCUGUGUGAAGCAAGACAAAGCCAGUGUGUCCAGCAACAGGCUCCCCAUCUACCAUGAAGAUAGGUCAGGUUUGGCCACUCAUGGAGUGCACGAUGGAUCCUUGCCCACCAGUAAAUUUAAGCAUUCUCGCUCUGCUUCAGAGAUUAGCAGCAAAUCUUUUCCAAAGAGGAUUCCAUAUCUGGAAACAGAAAGGUCUAUCUCAUCAGCCAGAGGCCCAUUUAGCUCAAGUUUUAGGAGCAUCAGUAAUGCUAUAGAUAAGGAAAACACUAAUCCUGGUGCUGCUCUUGCUGACAAAAUUAGCAGAAGAAAUUAUACCUCUCUCAAUAAUGUUGACAAAGAAUUGCUAUGUAAAGCUUCUGAGGUUAACAGGAAUGAAGAUCAGCUACAAUCUUUGAAAAGUUCUCAGCAUGGAAAUGCAGGUGAAAAUGAGCGAGAAUUAGAACCUGGUUUUUCUUCUCAAUUAUACAGUAUUUCCAAAACUAUAAAGAAACCAAUUAACAAUGAAGAUGUCUUGAAGGAAGAUGAAACAAACAUUAAUUCACAAUGCAACAAGCAAGAAAAUGUUUUGCCACCAAUGCAAACUUGCCUUGCAGAAAAUAAGAAUAAAGUUCCAGUGUGGCUGCAAGAAGGGGCCAAUGCCUACCCUUCUGUUAAGAUACACAACCUUGUAACAACUAGAGAAUGCUUAUCUUCUGAAACAUCUGUAACCACUACCCAACAAGAAGUUAUUUCUAGCACAAGCUCAAUGUCUAGCACCAGUGCAUCCAUAACGGUUUCUCCAACCGAUUCUGCCAUGUUGGUACCUUGCAUUGGUUCUUUGGAGACCUCACUAAAAACGGAAGGAUCGAGUUGUGUGACUAUUGACGGUGCUCGACACAAAAGUCCCGAUUGUGGCACAAUAAAAAAUAUUUCGCCAGAAGAUUUGCAGCACACCGGAUCAUCAUCAGUUCGUUUAAAGCGCACUGGGCUAUCAUCAAUUUUACACCAUAGCACAACACAGACAAGUUUACGACAUAAAAAUCUUUCAAAGUCUUCACGAAACACUGAGCCUCUGAAAGGUCAGCUCUCUAUGACAGCAGUAGGUGCUAAACUCAAAACAGGAUCUGAAAGAAUUGCACAGACAUGUAAAAAUAUUCAACAAGACGUGUCUAGUAAUAGAAGUGUAUCUGGUAGUGUUAAGGGAAUCCUACAGAAUAGAGAACAUUCCAAAGCAUCCACUCAACAAAUUCAUACACACACCACAGAAUUGGAAGCCAACCCUAAGACCACAUCACCAGUAUCUGAAAUGCUGAGGCAAAUUGAUCAUAUUUUUGUCAAUGGAAAACAAUACCUGAAGCUGGAGCUGAUUGGACGAGGAGGAUCCAGCAAAGUCUAUGAGGUGCUGGACUUGCAGACACGCAAAGUGAAGGCCAUCAAGGUGGUGGAGCUGGAGGGGGUGGAUGAUGCUACGUUGAAAUCUUACAGAAAUGAGAUUGAUAUCUUGUUGAGGCUGCGCAAGUCAGACAGGAUAAUCCAGCUCUAUGACUAUGAGGAGAGCAACAACCACCUGAGCCUUGUGAUGGAGAAGGGUAACGACGACCUGGCCACCGUCAUAGCUAGCGCUCGGGGCAAGAAGGCAGCACCCAUCUCCUCGUAUACCAUCCAACACUACUGGGAGGGAAUGUUGCGGGCAGUCCAGGCUAUUCACCAGGAAGGAAUCAUUCACUCUGAUUUGAAGCCAGCCAAUUUCCUCUUGUUCAACGGAAUGGUGAAACUUAUUGAUUUUGGGAUAGCUUCAUCCAUUCAGCAAGACAUGACCAGUAUUGUUAAGGACAGUCAGGCAGGAACGUUCAGUUACAUGAGCCCCGAGUCACUGUUGGAUGUUCAGUCGGGACCAAUCAUCAAUGGCCGCUGCGGUGACCAUCCGACCAUCAAGAUUGGUGUGAAGUCAGAUGUGUGGUCACUAGGGUGUAUUCUUUACAACCUGGUGUAUGGACGUACGCCGUUCCAACACCUUGUCAGCCCCUUCCAAAAACUCGCAGCCAUAUCCAAUCCCAACCACAAGAUUUCAUUCCCAGACAUUGAAGACAAACAGGUACUGGAUGUACUAAAACAGUGUCUGCAGUUCUACCCUGGGAACCGCCCCAGCAUCCAGGAGCUGCUGCAGCACCCGUACCUCACUGCGGGCGCUCAAAACAAAGACAGUUCCCCAACAACUGACCUGGUGAAGGACAAGAUGAUCAGUCAGUUGGCACAGCUUACCCCAAAUAGAUUAAAUAAGAUUUCUUCCAUUAUGCAGCAGCUGAGCUCGGAUGAGAAGAGAGGAUAGCUCGGAUUAAACAUCUGGUACGCGUGUCCAGAAUAUUGGUACUUUUAGUGCGGUUAAAGGAUAUUUACAAGUGUAUGCAUGCUUAUGUAACAUUUCCUCAAGCUUCAAAUACUGCAUAUUUUAUUGGUCUCAAAUAUACAUAAUAUUCAACCAAAAUGAUAGGUUGACUUGUUAAAUUCUUUUUUGUAACAAGUUAUGACAGAUCUUGAUUCAAUGUAUAUUUUUAUUAUAAUUUUUUAAUAUUGCUUUAUAAAGGAUUGCUGGGUAUUUAAUAUUAUACUUGUUUAAUAUAAACUCAUUAGGUACCAAAACUAUUCUCAAGAUACAUUCAUAACAUCCAGUAUGAGGUCAUACACCUCAAAGCCUAGCUUCUAAAGUACAUGUGCCUUGGUUUUAUUUUCUUCCUCCUGGUCUGGGAUGUACACAGUUAUACUGAACCGUUCAGAUGUUUAGCAGUACUACAUACUUGUACGCAGUCAUAUUGAACGGCUCAGAUGUUCGGCAGUACUGUACUAUAUACUGUACUUGUAUGUAGUCAUAUUGAACAGUUCGGUUAUUUAGCAGUACUAUAUUCUUGUCUUGCAUGGAGUUAUUUGAGGAUUUAAAAGUGUUUAGUGUCACUAUAUACCAAUAUUAAUUUUGCCCACAAUGUAGAAAUAUUUUAAUUGACAGAAGUUUUGUUCUAAUGCCUCUUUAAAAUAUCCAACUAAAUUGCUAUUGACUGUAAUAUAGUACCAGACCCAUCAUUUUAUUAGAAAUAAAAAGGCAUGACCCUAAAAGUUUUGAAGGCGUUGUAUUCGAAGCUCACCGUAGAUUAUCACGGAAAAGACUCAAAUUCAAAAUGUAUGACCUAAGGCCUAAAUUUGUAUGACUAAAUGAAAUCCUAAGUGUUUGUGACAUUGUUCACUAACUUCUUUUACAUUGUUAGCCGUGUUGAUACUCAAAUUGAAUUCUUCUUGUGUCUUUCAUUUCUUACUGUAUUCAAAUUAAUACACUCUGUAUAUAUACAAACACAUGUACUAUAUAUGAUUAAACUAUCUAAGAUAUUGAAA